Leishmania mexicana MHOM/GT/2001/U1103 is the source of this 1221-nucleotide messenger RNA. RefSeq lists its product as hypothetical. The transcript has a single exon. The coding region runs from base 1 to 1221 and encodes 406 amino acids. The record is from RefSeq and is a predicted model, not a curated record. NCBI's taxonomy places the organism in Eukaryota, Euglenozoa, Kinetoplastea, Trypanosomatida, Trypanosomatidae.
AUGCUGAGCACAAUGAAUAGCAGCGCCUCUCCCGUUCGCCCCUCUCCAACCUCGAAGCGCUACUCGACCCACCAUGUCUGUUCACCUGUCGUGCUCAACCUCGUCGAGGAUAACCUGAGGGAAUCGUGCAGCGGCGAGGUAUUUGACUCGUCGCAGCUCGCGAGCCUGACGUCGAGCAGCGGAGGGCGCAAUAGAUCGGCCUUAUCUCCGAACAAGAUGGGAAAGUCAGUUUUUACAGCGGAGGAACGAGAGAACGCUCUCACUACGCGCACGCCGAACUCGCGGUCACGCCAGAAAUCAGACAAUGCGGUGACGCCGAUUAGCUCUGCGUCGGUUCGGGGAUCGCAGGGGAAGGGAAGCAACUCAAAAUCAAGAGCAGUUAAGCUGUGCAGGCUUUCUCCGCUGCAGCAGGUCCCGCACACCUCCACUAGUCUCGACACGUGUUCAUCACCGGCACAGCGGAGCGUCUCCUCGCGAUGGGCGAGGAGUUCCGUGUCGCUCACGUCCUCCGUUCUGACCUCCAGGCCGACGGAGGAAUUUGCGCCAUCUUCCACGCCCUCUAACCCGCCACUAAUGUCGGAGUCACCAACCUCGUUGUCUUCGCGCGAGCACUCAGUCGCAGUUUCGGAGGAGGCGGAUGAGUGCUGCAUCUGCUUGGAGGUGUACACCAAUGAGAACCCGAUGUUCCGCGGCGCGUGCCAGCAUCAUUUUCAUCUUCCUUGUCUCAUGGAAUGGAAGCAGCGCAGCAGCUUGUGCCCGAUGUGCUGUGCCGAAACACUCCGAGGUAUCGGCGAGUUUGAGGGUUCACAUAAUGGCGCAGCUAGAGACCCAGCUGAAGUGGCUCGUCAGCGUGCUAUCAUGAAGCGCGAUGCCGAAAUCGCGCAGAAUCUGCAGCACAACUAUCUUCUUCAGGCGCAGCUUCGUGGCAGGCAACACAUAUACGCUACUCAAGCCGUGCGGUCGUUUCAGGCGCUGCACAGUGGUUCACCAAGCACCUCGACCAGUCGCACACCGCUGCACGCCGCCGAGGUUGAGGAGAACCCCUUGAGUACAAUGCCGGCUCACAACAGGUGUAACACGCAGCGAUUAGGCGGCAUCAUACGUCAGUCGUCACCACAGGCGAAUGCGCAAUCGCAGUUAACGGCACCGCCGGUGCAUCCAAGCAUGGAGGAAAGUCGGCGCUCGCGCAGCAAGUCACAGGCGGGGUGCACUGUCAUGUAG